Spizellomyces punctatus DAOM BR117 is the source of this 1046-nucleotide messenger RNA. RefSeq lists its product as uncharacterized. The transcript has 3 exons. Lineage: Eukaryota; Fungi; Chytridiomycota; Chytridiomycetes; Spizellomycetales; Spizellomycetaceae. The record is from RefSeq and is a predicted model, not a curated record. Gene Ontology annotation, molecular function: N-acetyltransferase activity. Bases 50 to 547 code for a protein of 165 amino acids.
GCAAUACGUUGCUGUUUGCUGCAUUCCAUUUCUUUGCAUCCAGAACAAGAUGGCCUCAAGUAGUGACAUCACCGUUCGAGACGCAACUCCAGAAGAUUGUUCUCUUAUUUUGCAGUUUGUAAAGGAGCUGGCUCUUUACGAAAAGGCGCCAGAGAAGGUGUAUGCGACCGAAGAACACUUUAGAAAGACUGUCUUUGGACCUCACCCGUAUGCAUAUGUGGUGUUUGCUUGUCUCAACGGGAAAGAAGUUGGAAUGGCGUUGUAUUUCCACAACUAUUCGACAUGGGAGGGCCGACCAGGGUUGUACUUGGAAGACCUCUAUGUCAAGCCCGAGGUUAGAGGCAAGGGAGUGGGUACCGUUUUAUUGAAGCACCUCGCCAAACUGGCCGUUGAGAAGGACUGUGCGCGAGUUGAAUGGGUUGCCUUGGACUGGAAUACCCCCGCGAUUGAUUUUUAUGUUCACAAAGUCAAAGCUACUCCCCUGGACGAAUGGAGGAUAUUCCGAUUGACUGGCGAUGCCUUGAAAGACUUUGCGGAAGCAUCAUGACGAUACGGGGAUGGCCCAAUCGACUAGAGAUACGUAAAUAUUCUCUACAAUAGAUAUACGGGAUUCGUCCAACAUACUAUAAAUGUCCAUUAGUUGCAUAAUCAGGCAAGCUGUCAGCUCGCACAUCAACGCUUUUCAACUAUCCCUUUACGCCAGGUUUUUUUUUCCUGAUCAGGAGUCGCUAGUUUCUUAGAGUACUGCUUGGAGGUGGCGCCGGGAUAAGCCAACUAUCUCAAGGCUGUAAAUAAUUGCACGCUCUUGACUGCUGUGACAGCCAACCACCAUAGCUCAGACAAACCCCUCACUCUUUGUAUUAACCGUGAAAGACAGACGUCACCUUCCGCAACUAAUGCCGUUUCUCAAUAGGGGCGUUCUACAAUCGGAAGUGAGUCCAUGGAACUGUUCCUUCAUUCGCCACAUGAGAAUAAGAUACGACGUAGCGAACUGCGUCUACUAAUCAGAAUUCAAAUAACAUGUUACAGACAGAGGCGACAGAAGU